Molecule: messenger RNA, 3054 nt
Organism: Oenanthe melanoleuca
Lineage: Eukaryota; Metazoa; Chordata; Aves; Passeriformes; Muscicapidae
Product: chloride intracellular channel protein 2-like
Exons: 6
Coding region: 414-1157 (247 amino acids)
Biological process (GO): negative regulation of ryanodine-sensitive calcium-release channel activity; chloride transmembrane transport
Molecular function (GO): chloride channel activity
Source: RefSeq, a predicted model, not a curated record
GCGAAGGGCCAGGACUGGAGCAGCAGGAGGAGCAACAGGCAGGACACUUUAUAAAGCCGUGCUCCCAGCUGGGAAGAGACAGCGGCAGUGCCGUGGCACCAGAGGUGCUGGGGAUGCCAGCCCAGCCCGGGGAGCGGGGCAGCCCUGGCUGGGUGCGAUAGACGCUGGAUGGGAGCAGAUAGACCCGUGCUGAGUCACGGCCCAGAGGCCCUGCCGCUUCCUCCCCUCGCUGGCAGGUCCUGGCGCACCCCAUCGCUCCUCCCUUCUUCAAAAGGAAGGAAAGUGUGAGCUCCAGCCCUCUGCAGAGCCAGAGCAGCCAAGGGGCCCAAGGCACCAGCCCUCUGAGAGCUUCCCCAUCAGACCCCAAGGGAACAGAGCCCCUGACUCCGCAGUGCUCCGGCCACGCUGCUGGGAUGGAGGGGCGGCAGCACAGCACCUCCAAGGAGCCUGAGAUCGAGCUCUUCGUCAAGGCCGGUCUGGAUGGAGAGAACAUCGGGAACUGCCCCUUCUGCCAGCGCCUCUUCAUGGUGCUGUGGCUCAAGGGGGUCAAGUUCAAUGUCACCACGGUGGACAUGACCAGGAAACCUGAAGAAUUGAAAGACUUGGCACCGGGCACCAACCCACCCUUCUUGCUGUUCAACAAGGAGCUGAAAACAGACUUCAUCAAGAUUGAGGAGUUCCUGGAGCAGACCCUGGGCCCACCCACGUAUCCACACCUGAGCCCCAAGUACAAGGAGUCCUUUGAUGUGGGCAGCGACAUCUUUGCCAAGUUCUCAGCGUACAUUAAGAACCCACGCAAAGAAGCAAAUAUCAAUUUUGAGAAGGCGCUGCUGAGGGAGUUCCACCGCCUGGACGUCUACCUGAACACUCCCCUCCCGGAGGAGAUUGACCAGGACAGUGCGGAGGAUGUCACCGUUUCCAAGAGGAAAUUCCUGGAUGGAGACCAUCUGACUCUGGCUGAUUGCAACCUGCUCCCCAAACUGCACAUCAUCAAGAUUGCAGCCAAAAAGUACCGUGACUUCGAGAUCCCCGAGGCCAUGACGGGCGUCUGGCGCUACCUCGGCAACGCCUACGCCUGCGAGGAGUUCACCCACACGUGUCCCGCCGACGAGGAGAUCGAGCACACCUACGCCAGCGUGGCCAGGAAGAUGACCUAGCCACGGGUCACUGGGCUGCCAGCUCUGAGCCCCCGAGGCAGCCCGACACAGCCAGAGCCAGCCUGAGAGACUGCAGAGGGUUUGCAGCUCUGCUCGCUCUGUCACAAACAGCACCUUGCUUCAUCCUGCCCUGCCUGCUCCUCCUGCCUCUGCCUGCAGCCCUGGGCACCGCAGCGCUGGCCACGGACACGCUGCUGGCCACGGACACGCUGCUGGCCACAGACACUGCUGGCCACAAACACACACACAUUGCUGGCCACAGACACACUGAUGGCCACAGACACACACUGAUGGCCACAGACACACAUUGAUGGCUACAGACACACACUGAUGGCUACAGACACACUGAUGGCCACGGACACACACACACUGCUGGCCACACACACACUGCUGGCCACAGACACACACACACACUGCUGGCCACACACACACUGAUGGCCACAGACACUGCUGGCCACAAACACACACACAUUGCUGGCCACAGACACACUGAUGGCCACAGACACACACACACUGCUGGCCACACACACACUGCUGGCCACAGACACACACACACUGCUGGCUACAGACACACACUGAUGGCCACACACACUGAUGGCUACAGACACACACACACUGCUGGCCACAGACACACUGAUGGCCACAGACACACACUGCUGGCUACAGACACACACUGCUGGCCACAAACACACUGAUGGCCACAGACACACACACACUGCUGGCUACAGACACACACACACUGCUGGCCACACACACACUGCUGGCCACAGACACACACUGCUGGCCACACACACACUGCUCCCUUCUGGAUGUGGCUGCAUCCCUGCUCCCUGAGAGCGUUUCUCAGAGCCUGGGACUGUGUGUGGUGGGAAAAGCUGAGCUCUCGCCUCCUGCAGUGGCGCUUUCGGGGACAGAUGAGGCCCCAGCCAGGCCAGCCCAGCCUCCCCUUCCCCACCUGCCAGCCCUACGCUGUCCCAGCCAGCCUGUGCUUGCUGUGGGAUCCCAGGGCUGGAGCUGUUUGCAUUUGCCUCUUGCCAGCCUGCUCAGCACCUGGGCUGGCAUUUGGGCAGCCCUCUCUUCCAAGACAGCUCCCUCUGAAGAUGUGGGAAGGCUCUGCCCUGGCAGCUCACUGCAGUGACAAGUGUGCUCCCUGCUGGGGGCUGUGACACGGGUCUGACUCCCCAUGGGGUAGGGGGUGCUGGGGGGAUGCCUGGUGCAACAGGUAUGGGAGGAAACAAAGGGCCAGGGGACCUGCAGAGGGCCUGAGGGUGAGGGGCUGAGGAUCAGAGCAUCCCUCCCACCAUUCCCAGUGCUGCUGGCUGCGAGUCCUGCUCAGCUCAGAAGCCCCUGAGCCUUGCAGAGCCCUGCAGAGGGUGCAGCCCUGCUCCAGCUCCACACCCCCUAGUUCCCACCAACACUUCUGGAACCUGAGGCCGGGAGCAGCCAUGGGGUAGUGCACACAUUUAGUUUCCACACUGGAAAGCCCAGGAGGGCAGAGAGCAGCUGUUUGGCAAAGCUCUGUCUGUGCACAGGUGAGGGCAGUGCCCUUGGCUCAGCAGCCUUUGUGCCCUGCUGUGUCAGACUGCUCUGCACAGCCACGACAUCCUCUGCUCCCCUCUGGCACCUCCAGCUCCCCAGGGCUCCCACCAGAGCUGAGAACUCGGCCAGCCCUGCCCAAGCCCAGGGCAAACGGAUACUGUACAGUGGGCACGGGGUUCUGUGGAGCUGCAGCGAGCAGAGCCCCCAGCCCUCCCUGCCCCUUUCCUCCUUGCACUGAAGGAGUGUCCCUGCAAGCCUGCCUCAGAUGGUGCUGGCUUUGGGGACUGGGUUUGUUACUGAGGGGUUUUGGAUUGUUGGUUUUAUAAACUAAGGACAGCAAUAAACUAUUUUAAUCUGC